Messenger RNA from Monodelphis domestica (gray short-tailed opossum), 2767 nucleotides. RefSeq names its product leptin receptor overlapping transcript like 1 (gene LEPROTL1). Gene Ontology annotation, cellular component: endosome. Lineage: Eukaryota; Metazoa; Chordata; Mammalia; Didelphimorphia; Didelphidae. The record is from RefSeq and is a predicted model, not a curated record. Gene Ontology annotation, biological process: late endosome to vacuole transport via multivesicular body sorting pathway; negative regulation of growth hormone receptor signaling pathway.
ACAUCAGUACGCCCCGUCACUCCGCUCCACCCGACCGGCGGAAGUGCUGUGUUGGGCACUUCCGAUUGUUGUCUGGCUGGUUGUGUGGUGACUGCGUGGAGGCUCUCGGGGCGUCGCCGCCGCCAUGGCCGGCAUCAAAGCUCUGAUCAGUUUGUCUUUUGGGGGAGCAAUUGGGCUCAUGUUUUUGAUGCUGGGAUGUGCCCUUCCAUUAUACAACCAAUACUGGCCCCUGUUUGUUCUGUUUUUUUAUAUCCUUUCUCCCAUUCCAUACUGCAUUGCGAGAAGAUUAGUGGAUGACACAGAUGCUAUGAGCAAUGCUUGUAAGGAACUUGCCAUAUUUCUCACAACUGGCAUCGUUGUCUCUGCUUUUGGACUGCCUAUAGUAUUUGCCAGGGCACAUCUGAUUGAGUGGGGAGCUUGUGCCCUGGUUCUCACAGGCAACACCGUCAUCUUCGCAACAAUCCUAGGGUUUUUCUUGGUCUUUGGCAGCAAUGAUGACUUUAGCUGGCAGCAGUGGUAAAAAGGAACUCAGUUACCAAACUCUCCUAACCCGGACCUCUUGUUAUUCAGUGGCCAACAAUGCCAACUAGAGGCUGGACCAGAAGAGGAAGUGGUCAAGCAGGCCCCUGGGCGGCUGGUCUUCUGGGGGUGAACUCUCUUCUCAUCGAUGUGGAGUGGGAGAGCAUUUCCACGGGGACUUGCUGAAGGGUUCACAAACUUUUAUUUUUCCAAAGCUAGGGUUAACUCCUUGCUUAUCUGCUGAAUUGGGAUGUCUUACAUGUUGUCCCUGCUCAGUGUUUGCUCCUUAGGCCAUGCCCCUCUUUUAAUGGAAUAAACACCACUUGAGAAAGCCAAGUUUAGCACUGUACUCAAACAGGCCAAAGUCCUGGGCUCAAAGUCCAGUUUAUCCUCCAGAAAUCAUCUCUGAUUCCCACUAUGACUCCUGCGUUUGUUCAGAUAGGGUGUGUUUUUUCAAAUAGAAUGACAUUUCCCAUUCCUAGAUCGGCGUGUCAUGGAAGAAUCUGCAGCUGGCCAUACCUCAACAGGACUACUAAGUCCUAGUGCCCAGUUCCAGGGUGGGGAUUUUACCCAUGGGCAGGUGUUUUAAGUCAUGAAAAAUUAUUUUUGGAGUUAUUCAAAGGAGUGUUUGUUUCUCCUCUUGAUUGUUUCAUUGUUGAACUUCUGAUCUGGGGUUGGACAAAGAUCUUUUAUGCCUGGUUUUUAUUUGUGUUUCUUGUGGUUAUAAAUCAAUUGAUUAAGCUGUGUUGUGGGGAGCAACUGAUGUUGCAAUUCCAUUUUUAAAGGCCUGUUUCUAUUUAUACAUAAGAGUUUUGAUAUUGCCAGCUGCCUUUCAUGUUUUACUCCAGGUAAGAUGGACAUUUAUGGCACUACUGAUGAAAGUUUUAUGUUUGCAGCAUUUAGAAAGCCCUCCUGCCCCUGUGUCCCUUUUUAAGUUUAUUUUAUACAUAGUAUAUCUUCACUACAAUGACUUUUCAGAUGUAGUUUCAUAAUACUAGACUACCACCAAGAUUGCCAUCCCGGGCAGUCAAAGCAUUACAUUUUUUCUCUUUGCAAGUCCUGAAAUGAUUUCUUAAGUGAUUUGUCAGUCUUGCAACUCUUGCGUUGAUAAUUUUAUUGUUUAGUCAAUGACAGUUAGAGUUAGUGUUCUGUAAGGUUAGGCCACAUGUAACUUAAUAUUUAAGACAAGUUUCCUGCACACCUCUCAGAGGUCUCAUUGCCAUCCUGUCAGACAUGGGAUUUCCUUAGGCAUCCGUUUCGACAUGUAUUCAAUUCAUGUAAAGUCAUCGGCUGGCUGAAUGGCAGUUUUGGACACAAAGUUGACCCACAAAAUGCUUAGCUGCAUCUCUCUUUGCUGAGUGUGAUCAGAGUGUGUUGUGUGUGUGUGUGUGUGUGUGUGUGAGAGAGAGAGAGAGAGAGAGAUUUGUACUGUAUGAUAUAGUCAAUGCCUUGGAUGUCGUAGGCACAUCAUAACUGUUCAAUUGAACUCUCAAAAGCUACUUUUGAAAGAGUUCAAGUUAACUGACAGGCCUUCUUGUUUGGUUUCUUCAUUGUACUGAUGUAUAUACAGAAAAAUGGGUUCAUUCUUAGACUGAGGUGAAUGAUCAUGAUUGUUACUAUUUACUUUGUAUCAAGUUUAUUCCUGAAGGAAGUGGGAACAGAUGUUGGACACAUUCAGCUUCUUCCCGUAGAUGCACAAAAUCAUCCUGCAUGGUUUUUGUGGCUAGGAAGUGAGCAACAAGGCCAUAGGGACAGCUGAUGGACAGUAGACUAUGCACCUAGCAACUUCUCUUGUGGCUUCCCUCCUCCAUGGAUUGGACUGUUAAGAUGUCCUUGAUUCAUACCAGCCGGAGUAUGCCGAGGGCAUAUGCAUUAGCCAGCUGUGGGGUAUAUAUAUAUGCUGGAGACCUCGCCAUGCUUGUGACCUGCCCAGGCUUUAGUAGAGGACUCCUCAUCCCUAUCCCUCCCCUGUUUUCUGUUGUUCUUCCUCCUCCCAGAUGAUGUCAAGGCAGCAUACUGCUCCCUCCUGUUCAUUCACUUGGCCAUACUGUCUUUUUUCUAUGUAUACUAACUGCAGCAGCAACACUGGGUCUCAGGGCUUGCCCACUAGGCUUGACAUUGUGCUGUCUCUGGUUUCUAGGCUAAGAUAUUUAACAUAUGGCUUUUCCAUAGAAUAUGCACUGAUAGAGCAUUGCUGUCCCAGAGGGAAAACUUUUGAUGACAAAACAAUAAAGAUUUUAAGUAUUCA